Talpa occidentalis (Iberian mole) is the source of this 2939-nucleotide messenger RNA. RefSeq names its product dimethylglycine dehydrogenase (gene DMGDH). Bases 56 to 2656 code for a protein of 866 amino acids. The transcript is spliced from 16 exons. Gene Ontology annotation, cellular component: mitochondrial matrix; mitochondrion; cytoplasm. Gene Ontology annotation, molecular function: dimethylglycine dehydrogenase activity; protein binding. Lineage: Eukaryota; Metazoa; Chordata; Mammalia; Eulipotyphla; Talpidae. The record is from RefSeq and is a predicted model, not a curated record.
CAGGCUGCUGGCUGGCCUCAGAACAGGUGCCCGCGCUGUGGGUCUCGGCCUCGCCAUGCUCCGGCCAGGAGCGCAGUGGCUCCGGGGCCUCGGGUUUCGGAGCUUCCCGCUGCGGGGCUCCCCCAGCGGCCCGCGCUCAGUCUCAAGCACCAAAGGACAGGAAAAAGCACCUUUAUCUCCAGAAACAAGAUGGAAAGACAGAGCAGAGACAGUGAUAAUUGGAGGUGGCUGUGUUGGUGUGAGUCUGGCUUAUCAUCUGGCCAAAGCUGGGAUGAAAGAUGUGGUCCUACUGGAGAAGUCAGAACUGACUGCUGGAUCAACCUGGCAUGCAGCAGGUUUAACAACAUAUUUUCAUCCUGGAAUAAAUUUGAAGAAAAUACAUUAUGAUAGCAUCAAACUUUAUGAAAAACUGGAAGAAGAGACUGGACAGGUGGUGGGAUUUCAUCAGCCAGGUAGUAUCAGAAUUGCUACAACUCCUGUAAGGGUAGAUGAAUUCAAAUAUCAAAUGACUCGAACUGGCUGGCAUGCAACGGAACAGUACAUUAUUGAACCUGAAAAAAUUCAAGAGAUGUUCCCUUUACUCAACAUGAAUAAGAUUUUAGCUGGAUUGUAUAAUCCUGGAGAUGGUCACAUUGAUCCGUAUUCUCUAACUAUGGCCCUCGCUGCUGGAGCUAGGAAAUAUGGUGCCCUUUUAAAAUAUCCUGCACCAGUGACUUCCCUGAAACUCAGGUCAGAUGGAACAUGGGAUGUUGAAACACCACAGGGAUCUAUGAGAGCAAAUAGAAUUGUGAAUGCUGCAGGAUUUUGGGCACGUGAAGUGGGUAAGAUGAUUGGACUAGACCAUCCUCUCAUCCCGGUUCAGCAUCAGUAUGUUGUUACGUCAACUAUACCUGAAGUGAAAGCUUUGAAACGAGAACUUCCUGUGCUGCGUGACCUGGAAGGAUCAUAUUACCUCCGGCAGGAAAGGGAUGGACUUUUGUUUGGUCCAUAUGAAAGUCAGGAAAAAAUGAAAGUUCAGGACUCCUGGGUCACCAAUGGAGUCCCUCCAGGUUUUGGAAAGGAACUCUUUGAGUCUGAUCUAGACCGAAUCAUGGAACAUGUUGAAGCUGCGAUGGAAAUGGUUCCAGUCUUGAAAAGAGCUGAUAUCAUCAAUAUUGUCAAUGGUCCUAUCACUUAUUCUCCUGACAUUCUGCCUAUGGUAGGGCCCCAUCAGGGGGUCAGAAACUACUGGGUGGCUAUCGGCUUUGGAUAUGGCAUAAUCCAUGCUGGUGGAGUAGGGAAAUAUCUUAGUGACUGGAUUUUGCAUGGUGAGCCUCCUUUUGAUCUGAUAGAAUUGGAUCCCAAUCGCUAUGGCAAGUGGACAACAACCAAGUACACUGAGGCCAAAGCAAGAGAAUCAUAUGGAUUCAACAAUAUUGUUGGUUAUCCUAAAGAAGAACGUUUUGCUGGGAGGCCGACUCAGCGAGUCAGUGGGCUUUAUAAAACCCUGGCGUCUAAGUGUUCCAUGGGAUUCCAUGCAGGCUGGGAGCAGCCCCACUGGUUCUAUAGACCAGGCCAGGAUUCUCAAUACAGACCAAGUUUUCGCCGCACAAACUGGUUUGAGCCUGUGGGCUCUGAGUAUAAACAGGUUAUGCAAAAAGUAGGGGUGAUUGACCUGUCACCCUUUGGCAAGUUUAACAUCAAAGGCCAAGACUCCACUAGAUUGUUGGACCAUCUCUUUGCAAAUGUCAUUCCAAAGGUGGGUUUUACAAAUAUAAGUCACAUGUUAACGCAAAACGGUCGUGUGUAUGCUGAGUUAACUGUUUCUCACCAGUCUCCUGGGGAGUUUUUAUUAAUUACUGGUUCUGGAUCAGAACUUCAUGAUCUUAGAUGGAUUGAAGAAGAGACAGCCAAAGGUGGAUAUGAUGUUGAAAUUAGAAAUGUAACUGAUGAGAUUGGGGUUCUUGGAGUUGCAGGGCCAUAUGCAAGAAAGGUCCUGCAGAAACUGACCUCUGAAGAUCUUAGUGAUGAUGUUUUCAAGUUCCUUCAAACCAAGUCUUUAAAGGUUUCCAAUAUUCCUGUCACUGCUAUUAGGAUAUCUUAUACAGGUGAGCUGGGUUGGGAGCUGUACCACAGACGAGAAGAUUCCGUGGCUCUUUAUGAUGCUAUCAUGAAUGCUGGCCAGGAGGAGGGAAUUGACAAUUUUGGAACAUAUGCCAUGAAUGCUUUAAGACUGGAGAAAGCUUUCAGAGCCUGGGGGUCAGAGAUGAAUUGUGAUACAAAUCCCUUGGAAGCUGGACUGGAAUGUUUUGUAAAGCUAAAUAAGCCAGCAGACUUCAUAGGAAAGCAAGCACUGAAACAGAUUAAAGCCAAGGGGCUGAAACGGAGACUGGUCUGCCUCACCUUGGCAACGGACGAUGUUGAUCCAGAGGGAAAUGAAAGCAUCUGGUGUGAUGGCAAGGUGGUUGGCAACACCACAUCUGGAUGCUACAGUUACAGCAUCCAGAAGAGUCUGGCUUUCGCAUAUGUCCCGGUGGAGCUAAGUAAAGUGGGACAACAAGUAGAAGUUGAGCUUUUAGGCAAAAAUUACCCUGCAGUCGUCAUACAAGAACCAUUGGUAUUGACAGAGCCAACCAGGAACCGGCUUCAGAAAAAAGGUGGAAAGAACAAAAUCUGAAAAAGAUCUUCAGCAGUCAACUGAAUUAUGAUUGCUAUAUGCUAUAUUCAGAAUUAUAAUUUAUUUCUGGGGGAAGAGGCAAAAUCAAGAAUUCACUUUGAAAUCUAAACUUAGAAUCAAACUUUUCUCUAUUGUUUUUUAAACAAGAUGGAAUAAUGAAGGAAUUUGAAUGUUUUUAUUGCCCUAUAUUAUUGUUUGUGAAAUUCAAUCAGGAGAAUGUUUAAGUGUUUGCUAAUAUACAAUCAUUAUAACUGAAUUACAGGAGAGUAUAUAAUUUUAAGAA